ACUAACUAUGAACAGCCAACUAAAAAGCAACUACGAUAUGUUUGGGAAAACAAAAAAAGUUUUCAUGACAAAUUUACAUGGUUGAUAAAUAAUUAAUUAGAUGGUUACAAUGAAAAAGAGUAGAGGCCUGCUAUUUUUUGGUUUGUUUUUGAUUCUCUCCAACAGGAAAGCAUUUAUUUUCACUCUAAGAUGCUAAUAUUAUUAGAGUUAAUGUCUUAAAUGGCUCUAUGAAAUGUUGGCAGCUUGGCAGAAUUUUUUUCAGUUUUCUCAAAUUUGAGAAAUAUACUUCUUUGAAGUAUAGUUACUACUGUUGUCUACAGAAAUACUACUUAAAGUGUAUUUUAUACAUUUUAAAGUAAUUUACAUCUUUAAGGAUUUAAAACAUAAAAGCCAUUAGUUUAGAAGAAGCAAGUUUUUCUACAAAAUGAUACUACUUUUUAAGGAUUGUGGAGUUUUUUGUUUUGUUUUUAUUGUUUCCCAAAAGAUACAGUAUAUGGUAAAAGAUUAUUUCAGUACCAUUCUAAUUUGGAGGAUUUCUCUGCUUUGAUUCUACAUUUAAAAAAUAUAUUCAGAAAUAGAGUAAGGAGUUACUUAUGAAAAUAUAUUGUCACAAAAGGCUAUUGUAUCUAAUUUUGAAGGGAUUAUACUAUGCUCUAUUAUCUUGAUAUGCUUUCUAUUCCUACCCUCAGAACAGACAAAAAUAGUAGAGAGAAUGAUAAAAUAAGUAAAUUGUGAGGCAUUAGCCAUUUAAAUUAGACUGUUGAACUUCUGAAGAUGAUUAUACUUAGUGUAACUUUGUAUAAUGAAAGAACUGAAAUGGUAGUGGAUGUCUAAUAGGUAUUACUUUCUUAUUUUCUACUUUUGCAAAACUAUUUUAGUCUGUUCAGAGUUAAUAGAUUUCUGCAACUAAAUCACUAACAUAGCUAAUUGCAAGUCUUUACAACUAGAUUCCUGUAUGCUUAGAAAGGAAAACCAGAAUAUCUGUAACCAUUCCAAUAGUUGGUAUACAUCUCAUCUCUACAAGAACAUCUAUAAUUUUUUUUACAUUUUCAGUUUUUGAGAGAUAUGAUCCCACUUAAAAUGAUAUGUAGAUCUUUCAAAUUGUAUAUUUAGUUAAAUAUCAGUCCUUUCCCUUUCCUAUAGUAUAUAUCUGAUUGCACAUAUAUGAGCCAUUUUGCUGUUUAUGUGAUGAAGUAUAAUACUAGAAGUUGACAGAACCAAGAGAUUUUUUAAAAAGCCUGAUAGAUGUACAGAUUAUGCUCAUCAUCUUUUGAAACAUAAAAAAUUCAUACUCAAUUAGAAAGUCAUAACAUUAUAGUUUACAGAAGACCAUGAAGAGACUGUAACUUAAAGUAGAUAAAAAAAGAUUUGCUGAUUAAAAAUUGACACUAAAAGAUCAUAUUAAUGGAUUGUCUCAUAAAAAAGAUAUAUAGCUCAGUUUUCAGACUCAAGAGUGAUAUUUCUGAAACUGAAUCUGAAGACUUACAUUGGAAAUCUGGGUCUGAGAGCAGAAUUUUUUGUAAUAAACAUAAAAACAAACAGGGUUACAAGUUAAUUUCAGAAGAGGAAACCAAAAUAGAGAAAUGUUAGAGUAUCUGUAAUGGAUGUUAGAUAAAGAGAUUUUCUAAUCUAUGUUGAGAGAAAAGUACAUCAAAUGUUAGUUGAUGAGAUUAAAGGACAGGAUGUUUUCCUUUAAAGAAAACUUGAGGAAUUUAUUUUUAUGAGUAAAUUUGAGAGCUAAGAGAAAGCAAAUCAAAUAGAAUUAAAUUUCUUCUAGUAAUUUCUGUAGUAUUUGCCAAGAAAUUCAGAAUUAUCUAGACAAUGUGAGAUUAUUAACAGUUACUAAAAUGACUGUAAUUAAAGUACUGAGGGUUUAAUAACAAAGAUUUUUUUUUUCUGAGAGAAUUUUCAUUUUUCUAACCUCAGCACAUGGCAGAGAAAAGAGAGGGCUCAAAAUCUUUUAGUGACAACUAAGUUUUAAAGGAGUUUUGAUAAACAACUGAGGAAGACCCAGUUAGAAAUUAUCUCAAAAAAUUUAAUAUUUAAGCAGAUAAAAUGCUUCAAUGUCACCAGGAGUUGACCCUGAUAACAAAAUAAAAUAGAGCACUAAUUAUAGCAGGUUGUGCUUCAAAGUAUGUUUUUACAUGAAUUCUUAUUAUGAAAAUUGGGUUAGCAAAGGAAACAACAGAAAUUCUUAUCAAAAUUAUUGGGGAUCAAAAAAUUAGAAGAAGCAAAUUAAGAUAUAUAGUCUAUAAUGUAAAUUAAAUUCUUGAAAUUUACCAAAGCCUCUCAAUGAAAAAAAAAUCUGCUAUCUAGGAUAAUUUCUCUGCUCUAUUUAAAUGGUUUCUAAUUAUGAGGAUUUUGAGUUGGUGAUAUGAAUCUAAUAGUCUUAUGGUAUUAAUAAAGAGAGAUUAAAUUGGAAUUCUAUAUUAGCCCUGAUCAUGUAGUCCUAUAGUCAGUGCAGAAUAUACUCCUCCCAGCUGAGAUUGAUUCUUCUAUCAAUUGAAAAAUAGUUUUCUUAUAUUUUAUUCUGGAUGUUGGAGUUGACUCCCUAAGUGUAUUUUUAAAAACAUUUAUACUUAACAAAUAUCUUUAUAUUUAUGAAGUAUCUAAAGGUACUUGUCAAGGUGGAUUCAUAUGAGGCAUGUCAUUAACGACAACAACAACAAAAUCUGUGAGUAUAUGAAGCACAUCUUUUGUAAAGCCCCCAGAGACUAUAGCUGCCUUUGCAUUAGCAGCUGAUUAUUAUAAUUGUCAUAAUAUGGCAAGUAGAAACAAAUAAGGAAUUCAACUUUAGAAAUUAUGUGUUUUUAUAUAAUUUUCCUUCUUCCCCGUGUUAUUUCUUGAUUUGACUCUUCAAAGUAGUAUCAAAAUUCUGUGUUUUGUUUCUUUAACCAUAAAAUAGGGAGAUGUAAAUAUUUUAUUUUCAUAUAUUUUUUAAAAGAUUUAUUUAUUUUAUAGAUAAAGAGAACAUGAGUGGGAGAACCAGAGGGCGAGGGAGUGAGAAUCUCCAGCAUACUCCCUGCUCAGCUCGGAUCCCAACACUGGGGGUUGAUCCCACCACCCUGAGAUCAUGACCUGAGCUGAAACCAAGAGUUGGACACUUAACCAACUGUGUCACCCAGAUUAAAAGGUGUAAGGAGACUUCUGAACAUGGGGCAUAUUCAGAUCUGCUUCAGCGUCAGAAGGCAACAAUGAUUGAGAAUAGCAAACUUACGGGGAAAAUAAGUGAACUGGAGAAAAUGGUAGCAGAACUGAAGAAACAAAAGUCCCGCGUAGAGGAAGAACUUCCCAAGGUCAAGGAGGCUGCGGAAAAUGAAUUGAGAAAGCAACAGAGAAACGUAGAAGACAUUGCUCUGCAGAAAAUUAGGGCUGAGAGCGAAGCCAAGCAGUACCGCAGGGAGCUAGAAGCCAUCGUGAGGGAGAAGGAGGCUGCAGAACGGGAGCUGGAGCGGGUAAGAAAGCUCACGCUGGAGGCCGAGGCCAAAAGAGCAGCAGUAGAAGAAAACCUCCUGAGUUUCCAGAACCAGUUAGAGGAGAACACCUUUACAAGAAGAACCCUGGAAGAUCAUCUUAAAAGAAAAGAUUCCAGUCUCAAUGACUUGGAGCAACAAAAAAAUAAGUUAAUGGAGGAAUUAAAAAGAAAGAGAGACAACGAGGAGGAGCUCUUAAAGCUGAUAAAGCAUAUGGAAAAAGACCUGACAUUUCAAAAACAGAUAGCAGAGGACCGGUUGAAAGAAAAGCAGAAGAUUGAAUUGGAAGCAAGAAGAAGAAUAACGGACAUUCAGCUUUCAUGUAGAGAAAAGCCAUUGCCAGCCUGUGUGGUUGCACAGCCUACCUCAUACAGAGGAGUAGCAGGUCUUCAGGAAGAGCAGGACAGACAAAAGACAGAAGAACUCAAACAGCAGGUAGACGAGCUAACGGUCGCCAAUAGGAAGGCUGAGAAAGACAUGAGAGAACUGAAGUAUGAACUUAAUGCCCUUCAGCUUGAAAAAACCUCAUCUGAGGAAAAGGCUCGUUUGCUAAAAGAAAAACUAGAAGAAACAAAUAAUACACUGCGGUGCCUGAAGUUAGAGCUGGAAAGGAAGGAUCAGGUGGAGGAAGGGUAUUCCCAGCAGCUCAGAGAACUGGGGAGACAGCUGAACCAAACCACAGAUAAAGCUGAAGAAGUCAUGAAAGAAGCUAAUGACCUUAGGAAGAUAAAGCACAAUUAUGAAGUAGAAUUAGAAUCUCUUCAGCAGGAAAAAGGGAAACUGCAAAGAGAAGUCGACAGGAUCACUAAGACCCAUGCUAUAGCUGAGAGGAAUAUUCAGCACUUAAAUUCACAAGUUAAUUCUUUCCAGGCUGAGAAAGAAUCCUCUAAUGAAAGAAUACGGUUCUGCCAGAGAAAGUCAGAGCAUCUAAAAGAGCAAUUUGAGAAAAGUCAUGCACAGUUGCUUCAAAAUAUUAAAGCUGAGAAAGAAAAUAAUGAUAAAAUCCAGAAGCUUAAUGAAGAAUUGAAGAAAAGUAAUGACUGUGCAGAAAUGCUAAAACAAAAAGUAGAUGAGCUUACUAGGCAGAAUAAUGAAACCAAGUUAAUGAUGCAGAGAAUUCAGACAGAAUCGGCAAAUGUGGUUUUAGAGAAACAAGCUAUCCAACAAAGAUGUGAAGCCCUGAAAAUUCAGGCAGAUGGUUUUAAAGAUCAGCUACGCAACACAAAUGAACACUUGCAUAAACAGACAAAAACAGAACAGGAUUUCCAUAGAAAAAUUAAAUGCCUGGAGGAAGACCUGGCCAAAAGUCAAAAUUUAGUAAGUGAAUUUAAGCAAAAGUGUGACCAGCAGAACAUUAUCAUCCAGAACACUGAGAAAGAAGUUAGAAAUCUGAGCGCAGAGCUGAAUGCUUCCAAAGAGGAGAAGCGACUAGGGGAGCAGAGGGUACAGCUACAGCAAGCUCAGGUGCAAGAGUUAAAUAACAAGUUGAAAAAAGUACAAGAUGAACUGUACUUAAAGACCAUAGAGGAGCAGAUGACCCACAGAAAGAUGGUUCUGUUUCAGGAGGAAUCUGACAAGUUCAAACGCUCGGCAGAGGAGUUUCGUAAAAAGAUGGAAAAGUUAAUGGACUCUAAAGUUAUCACUGAAAAUGACAUUUCAGGCAUCAAGCUUGACUUCGUGUCUCUUCAGCGAGAAAACUGCAGAGCUCAAGAGAAUGCCAAGCUCUGUGAGACAAAUAUCCGAGAACUUGAAAGACAGCUUCAGCAAUACCGUGAGCAAAUGCAGCAAGGACAGAAUGUGGAAGCAAAUCAUUACCAGAAAUGUCGGAAACUUGAAGAUGAGCUGGUAGCCCAGAAACGUGAAGUUGAAUGCCUAAAGCAAAAGAUGGAUCAACAGAUAAAGGAACACGAACAUCAAUUAGUUUUGCUCCAGAGUGAAAUCCAAAAAAAGAACCCGACCAAAGACUGUACCUUCAAACCAGAGUUUGAGAUGGCAGUAAAUGAGUGUCCGCGCUCUGGAGACCUGCCCUCUAGGAACACAGGGCAGCUUCACCCAACGACCAGGUCUCCUCUGUUGAGGUGGAAUCAAGACCCACAGCAGUCAGAAGAAAAAUGGCAACAUCGGGUUGUUGAACAAAUACCAAAGGAAGUCCAGUUCUGGCCAUCAGGGGGUCCACCUGAGAAAGAGAAAAGCCAGCAAUGUUACUCUGAGUAUUAUUCUCAGACAAGCACCGAAUUACAGAUAACUUUCGAUGAGACAAACCCUAUUACAAAACUAUCCGAAAUUGAGAAGAUAAGAGAUCAGGCUCUGUACAAUUCCAGGCCUCUGGUUAGGUAUCAAGAUGACAAAUGUGAAAUGGACCUGGCGAAGCUUUUGGCCCCGUUGGAGAUAGCUAAGAACAAGCAGUAUGAUAUGCACACAGAAGUCACCACACUAAAACAAGAAAAGAACUCAAGUCCCAGUGCUGAAGAAUGGAUGCUUGAAGGGAGCAGAGCAUCCGGUGGACUCAAGAGAGAUUUUCUUAAGAAAGGCUCAGAACCAGAGAGCUUCCAGAACUUGGAUGGUGAUCACACAUGUUCAGUUAGGGAUGAUGAAUUUAAAUUCCAGGGGCUCCGGUGCACAGUGACUGGCAGGCAGUUGGUUGAAGCUAAACUUCUGGACAUGAAAACAGUUGAGCAGCUGCGACUUGGUCUCAAGACUAUUGAUGAAGUUCAGAAAACCCUGAGCAAGUUUUUGACGAAAGCCACCUCAAUUGCGGGACUGUAUCUAGAAUCCACAAAAGAAAAGAUUUCAUUUGCCUCAGCAGCCAAAAAAAUCAUAAUAGACAAAAUGAUAGCUUUAGCAUUUUUAGAAGCUCAGGCUGCAACAGGUUUCAUAAUCGAUCCCAUUUCAGGUCACACAUACUCUGUUGAAGAUGCAAUCCUUAAUGGAGUUAUUGACGCUGAAUUCAAGAUUAGGCUUCUUGAGGCAGAGAAGGCAGCCCUGGGAUACUCAUAUUCUUCUAAGACAUUGUCGGUAUUCCAGGCUAUGGAAAAUAGAAUGCUUGACAGACAGAGAGGUAAACAUAUGUUGGAGGCCCAGAUUGCCACCGGGGGAGUCAUUGACCCUGUGAGAGGCGUCCGCAUUCCUCCAGAGGUUGCUCUGCAACAAGGCUUGUUAAAUAAUGCCAUCCUACAAUUUUUACAUGAGCCAUCCAGCAACACAAGAGUUUUCCCUAAUCCCAAUAACAAGCAAGCUCUCUAUUACUCAGAAUUACUGCGAAUGUGUGUAUUUGAUGUAGACUGCCAGUGCUUUCUGUUUCCAUUUGGGGAGAGGAACAUUUCCAAUCUCAAUGUAGGAAAAACCCAUAGGAUUUCUGUAGUAGAUAUUAAAACAGGAGCAGAACUGACUGCAUAUGAGGCUUUCCAGAGAAACCUAAUUGAAAAAAGUACCUAUCUUGAGCUUUCAGGGCAACAGUAUCAGUGGAAGGAAGCCACGUUUUAUGAAUCCUAUGGGCAUCCUUCUCUUAUGCUGACUGAUACUAAAACAGGAUUACAGUUUAAUAUUAAUGAAGCUAUUGAGCAGGGAACACUUGACAAAGCUUGGGUCAGAAAGUAUCAGGAAGGACUCAUCACACUUACAGAACUUGCUGAUUCCUUGCUGAGCCGGCUGGUUCCCAAGAAGGAUUCACACAGUCCUAUUGCAGGGUACUGGCUGACCACUAGCGGGGAAAGGAUCUCUGUCUUGAAGGCCUCCCGCAGAAAUUUGGUUGACCGGAUUACUGCCCUCAGAUGCCUUGAAGCCCAAGUCAGUACAGGGGGGAUAAUUGAUCCUCUCACUGGCAAAAAGUAUCGAGUAGCAGAAGCUUUGCAUAGAGGUCUUGUUGAUGAGGGAUUUGCCCAGCAGCUUCGACAGUGUGAAUUAGUAAUCACAGGGAUUGGCCAUCCCGUCACUAACAAAGUCAUGUCAGUGGUGGAGGCUGUGAAUGCAAAUAUCAUAAGUAAGGAAAUGGGAAUCAGAUGUUUGGAAUUUCAGUACUUGACAGGGGGGUUGAUCGAGCCACAGAUUCAUUCCCGGUUGUCAAUAGAAGAGGCUCUCCAAGUAGGUAUUAUAGAUGUUUUCAUUGCUACAAAACUCAAAGAUCAAAAGUCCUAUGUCAGAAAUAUAAUGUGUCCUCAAACGAAAAGGAAGUUGACAUACAAAGAAGCUUUAGAAAAAGCUGAUUUUGACUUCCACACAGGACUUAAACUCUUAGAAGUAUCUGAACCUUUGAUGACAGGAAUUUCUAGCCUCUACUAUUCUUCCUAAUAGGACACGUUUAAAUAACCUUGCACAAAGGUGAUGCUAUCCACUUCAUAUGAUCUGUUGAGAGCAUGAUGGUAUCAAACACACAGUCUAGCAAUCGUGUCUCAUACUCUAAGCACCAUUUAUUUCUUGAGGGCUGAAUAUAGCUGACUGUUCAGAAGAGAGAAUAAUUUUUAAAAUUGGAAGUAAAAAAAUAUUUACUGUUAUUCAAAAUGGUUUCCUUUAGCUUUUAAGUUAAGCUUUUGUAUUUUUUUGAUCUUGCCUUCACUGUAAUAUGGAGUAAGCUUGAUGAACUCCAGCAAGUUCAUAGCAUCCUUUCUUCAGAAUUCUUCAUCACUGGAAGGAUCCAGCCGGACAUUAGGUUUCCCAGUUAUUAAACGAUCCAUUACGUUCCCUGAAAGAGCACUUCAAAAAGCACCAUGGAUUCAAAGAGAUAUAAAUUUGUUCCCACAUCCCUGAGGCUAUAGUGAAAAAAAAUUUUUUUCUGUACAUUGUAACCUUUACAUAUUAAAUGUUUACCACAAUUUCCCAUUUCCAGGUAGAGUCUGUAAUUAAAAGUAGCAUUACUGUGUGUUGGAAGAUGGGGAGAGAUUUUUCUUCAUUUUGUGUAUCUUUCAUAUGUGUGUACACAUUCACCGUUCUUUCAGAUUUCCAUUGUUUGAUACUUUUCUGUCUAGACAUUUGCGAUUGUAAUGCUAAUGCAAAGGCAGCACUUCAAAGGUCUUCUGGUGCUUCAUGAAUAAAAUUGAGUUUUUUUAUUUGUCAUAUUGAUAGACCAGCUGGGAGGUUGGACUGAUCAUUCCAGAGAGUCACAGCUUCCUUUGCUACCAUAAACAUUUUGGAACUACAUCUGCCAUGUGACUUGAAAAACAUGGUUAAGUAAAUGAAUAAAAUACUCAGUAACUGG
This is a messenger RNA of Nyctereutes procyonoides (raccoon dog), 8664 nucleotides long. RefSeq names its product desmoplakin-like. NCBI's taxonomy places the organism in Eukaryota, Metazoa, Chordata, Mammalia, Carnivora, Canidae. Gene Ontology annotation, molecular function: structural molecule activity. The record is from RefSeq and is a predicted model, not a curated record. The transcript is spliced from 3 exons. Gene Ontology annotation, cellular component: cytoplasm; intermediate filament; plasma membrane. Gene Ontology annotation, biological process: cell-cell adhesion; wound healing; intermediate filament cytoskeleton organization. Bases 3195 to 7760 code for a protein of 1521 amino acids.